AUGGACCCCCCCGCCGCUUUCGAAAGGUGCUACCCUGAGCUGGGUGCGCUGCGCCUGCACUUCGACGUGCUGGACUCCACCCAACUGUACUGCAAACGGAACAUGGCACGUCUGCUACAAAAUGGGACUCUACAAGACGAUAAAAGUAUAGUGGUGGUGACUUGCAACGAACAGACAAAUGGAAUCGGGACCAGAGACACAAAGAAGAAGCAAGACAGAAUAUGGCUGUCGGAAAGGGGAAAUAUUUUUACUACCUUUGUUCUUCUGUGGAAAAGGGAAGACUCAGAAAAGGUGAAAUACCUAGCACAAACUUCCACUGUGGCAGUGAGCAAAACAUUGGAGCACUUCCAUUUGGUAACACAGAUCAAAUGGAUUAAUGAUGUCCUCGUAAAUGAGAAAAAAAUAGCCGGUUGCCUUGUUAAUUUGUACUACCUCGAUGAGUUUCCCUCCUUGCUAAACCGUUAUGUAUGUGUGAUGGUUGGUAUAGGAAUUAACAUAACCCUAACAGAUAAGGAGAACCUCUUAGGGAAUAACUACACUUCAGUGCAGAAGGAACUAGAGCGAGAUUUUAACAAUUUGUCUUUAAUCCCAUCAUUAGAGGACGUGACGGAAAAUUUGAUCUCAAAUUUUAGGGCAGUAUUGACUGAACUGAAAGAGGAGGGAUUUUCUUCCUUCCUCGAUUACAUAACACCAAGGCUUUUGUACAAAGACAAGAACGUUGUUGUCGAUACAGAUCACGAGUUGAUUGAUGGGCACCUCCAAGGGCUGCUCCACGACGGCUCCCUGCUACUCCUUCGGGGCAAGAACGAACUCGUCCGCGUGAACACGGGGCACCUGCGCCUCUUCGACGGCCGCCCCGGUUGA
Plasmodium inui San Antonio 1 is the source of this 864-nucleotide messenger RNA. Its product is annotated as biotin-[acetyl-CoA-carboxylase] ligase. Lineage: Eukaryota; Apicomplexa; Aconoidasida; Haemosporida; Plasmodiidae. Gene Ontology annotation, cellular component: cytoplasm. The record is from RefSeq and is a predicted model, not a curated record. The transcript has a single exon. Gene Ontology annotation, molecular function: biotin--[biotin carboxyl-carrier protein] ligase activity. Bases 1 to 864 code for a protein of 287 amino acids. Gene Ontology annotation, biological process: protein modification process.